Molecule: messenger RNA, 270 nt
Organism: Paramecium tetraurelia
Lineage: Eukaryota; Ciliophora; Oligohymenophorea; Peniculida; Parameciidae
Exons: 3
Source: RefSeq, a predicted model, not a curated record
AUGUCUCUUCAUUCAUCAUUUGGCUAUGACAGUCUUCGAUCGGUUAUAUUUGCUAGAGCAAUAAAAGAAUGUGAAAAAAUUUAAAACGAGCAUUAUUUAUCUGAAAGCGGUUCUGAUUUUAAGAGUAGCAUCUCCUCAGAUUCAGAAAAGCAUUUGUUUGAAAGGGAAUCCAGUAUGGAAGCAGCUGAAUCCUAAAUGACACUGAAUAACUAGUAAUCUACUCUUUCUUAAUUUAAUACUCAACAAUGAUUAAAAUUAUAAUUGUAUAGC